AUGUCUUAUAACGACGAUCGCCGCGAGUACGGAAACUCUGGAGGCUACGGCGGUGGCCGAGAUGACGAGCGUCGUGGAGAAGGUGGGCAAGGCGGUUAUGGUGCUGGUGAGCGACGUAACGACGGCUAUGGCCAGGACGAUCGCCAGGGAGCCGGUUACGGUGGCAGUAAUCAAGAGCAGUACGCUGGGGGACGACAGGAACAAUAUGGUGGAGGCAGGACUCAAGAAGGUGGCUUUGGUGGGGGCGGAAACGACAGAAAAGAGGAGUAUGGCGAGCAGCGUCACGGGGGUGGUGGAGGAGGGGGAUACGGAGAGGAGAGACGCCAGGAGAGCGGUGGAUAUGGUAGCGGAAGUCAAGGUGGGUAUGGAGGCUCACGUCAGGAUGACCGCCCCAGUGGGGGUUAUGGUGGUGGCGAUGAUCGACGUCAAGAAUCUAGUGGGUAUGGCGACCGUCCUUCUGGCGGAUACGGGGGCUCACGUCAAGAUGAUCGCCCCAGCGGAGGAUAUGGAGGUGAUGAGCGACGUCAGGAGUCCAGUGGCUAUGGUGACCGUCCCUCUGGUGGACAUGACAGCCACAACGACCGCCCGUCAGGCCACAGCAGCGGCGGCUCAGGAGGCUAUGGCGGAGGUCAAGGCCAACAUCAGGGCGGCCAGCCUUCUUCAUACGGAGGGGGCAGCUAUGCUGGCUACGGUGGCUCGGACGAGUUCUCCGAUGCAGCCAAGCAUGCUUCCUCAUCAGCUGGCGAUGCCGGCGACUCGAACCUGUUCAGCAUGGCUCUCGGCAUGCUUUCUGGGAAGAAGGAUAAGCUGAAGGAUGAGGAUGUCGACGAAGACGAUGCCGUCCGCCAGCACGAAAAGUUCUAUGGCAACGGAAGCGGUCAAGAGGGUGGUCAGCAAGCCAGCUCGAAUAACGUGGCCGCUGCUGCUGCCAUGCAAGCAUUGAAGAUGUAUCAGGGUGGUAGCAGCGAGGAUGCCAAGGGUGGCCAAAACCAAUUCAUCGGUAUGGCUAUGGGGCAGGCUGCGCAACUGUUUGAUAAGCAGCAGAAAGAGGGCAAGACUGAUCCUGGAGCCACAAAGCAAGAUGCUAUUGCACAAGCCGCUCAGAUGGCGCUCAAGUUCUACCUCAAAGGCAAUGCUAGUGGUGGAGGCAGUGGGGCCAGCUCUGGUGGUCUCGGUGGACUGCUCAACAUGGCUAGCAAAUUCAUGAAGUAG
Plenodomus lingam JN3 is the source of this 1212-nucleotide messenger RNA. RefSeq lists its product as uncharacterized. The record is from RefSeq and is a predicted model, not a curated record. NCBI's taxonomy places the organism in Eukaryota, Fungi, Ascomycota, Dothideomycetes, Pleosporales, Leptosphaeriaceae.